AUGGGUGUUUAAUAAAGUGACAAUAAUGAAGCACCUCCUUUCUUGUCACAUAUGAAAAUGAUAUACGAUAAAGGAAACUAUAAAGUUUAUGAGAAUGAUAAAAAUCAAAAAUUUGACUACUAAGAAUUUAAAUCGAGCUAAAAUUCAUUUAAGAAUGAGUUAGAGGUUGCUUAAGAAAUUUAAAACCAAAAUUUUCAAGGAAUUGCUAAAAUAGAGUAGAUCUCUCUUUAACAAAGUGAAAAAUGGCUUAUUAAGUACACUACUUUAUGCAUUUUAACCGAACAUCCAAUCUAUUCUCUUAGGGAGUAUCUGUAGAAGAAGGAUAAAUCAUUAUCAAACCAAUAGAUAACCGAGUUACUUGUAUCAAUAACCGGAGCAUAAAACUAAUUAGGAAUGAAAAAACAAUAUCUUGGAUUUGAUAAUAUAUAUACUAGUGAUGGAAAUGUUUGGAAACUUAAGCCAUUUUUCGAAUCCGAAUCCCCAUAUCAACGAUUAAUGAAAUAUAAGGCUGAGAAGACUCCUAAUUUCGAAUUAGAUAGCUUCCCUGCUCCUGAAGAAUUUGAAGGUAAAGUCUGCGAUACCGAUAGAGUACAAAUUUUUGGUCUUGGUAUGAUUAUGUUAGAAUUGAUCACAAAACAAAAAAGCAAAGAUAUCUAUUUAGAAUAUAAGUUGAAUGAUUCACUACUCUUGCAACGCGUUUAAUAGGUUUAAACUCUGAAAUAGUAAUUUUCUGGAAAUUUAAUUGAUAUCAUUAUAGAAAUGCUGGAUACAGAUUUAGUCAGAAGACCCAAUUUCUAACAAUUAAUAAAAACUUUGAAGUCUCCUUCAUCAAAAAUAGUGUUCAUCUAAACAAAACUUGAUGCUCUACGAGAGAUCCCAAAACUAAACAUACUAGAUUCAGUUAGAUAUUUUGGAUAGAAUGAUUUCAAUGAAAAUGAAGAACAACAAAUAAGCUAAGCAAUAGAAGAAACUUAAACUUAAAUUUCCAAUAGUAUCCAAAAAAUGAAAUAGGAAUUGCAGAACAUUCAAAAUCCCCAGACUAUUGACGAAUAAAAUGGCUAUAAAUAUCGCGGUCAAAUAGUUAAUAAUCUAUAUGAAGGAAAAGGUCGACUUUAUUCUAAAUCAGGGGUUUUGAUUUAUGAAGGAGAAUUUGUGUAAGGGUAUUUUCAUAAUUUGGGAAUUUAGUAUUACCAAAAUGCUGUUUCUUUGAAAGAUAGCUAUGAUAUCUAGAAUUGUAAGAAUAUUAUGAAGUAUGCUAAACAAUAUGAGGGUAGUUUUAGAAUGGGAUAUAAACAUGGAAAAGGUAAAUUGAUCUUAACAAAUGGAGAAUAUUUCUGUGGGGAAUUCAAAAAUGAUGAAAUAGAUGGUGGAGGUCAAUUUGUAAAAAAAUUGAAGGAGAAAAUAAUAGGGGUUUGGAAUCAUGGAAUACUAAAAUCAACUCCAGGAUUUUAAAAAGAGUUAAUAUCUUUUAGAUCUCCUGAAUUUGUUAAUUAAUCUCAAAUUUCAGAAGACAACUCAAAAUAAUAAUUAGGUUUGGAUAAUCCUGAUCUGAUGACUAAUCAUUAAGAAAACCUAAAAGUUAAGAUAUCAUCAAUUGAUUCUGUAAUGAGCAAGCUGUAAACUUGCAAGAAUUAAUUGGAAGGUUAAAUUAAAGCUUAUUCAUAAUAUUUUAGUCAUCAAUAAUAAUAAAAUAGAAAAGACCAUAAAAUUUAUUAUGAUGAAGCCAAAACAAAAUUAAAGUAUGAAGGUCAACUUUUUACUGGGCAAAUGCAUGGAAGAGGCACUUUAUAUUUUGAGGAUGAAUAAAUUAAAUAUUAAGGAGAUUUUGUUAAUGGAAAAUUUGAAGGGUUUGGAUUUUUAAUGAAUGAGAACCAAGAUAAACAAAUGCACAUUAAUUAUUAAGAUUUGAGAGAUUUCGAUUAGAAGCAGUAUUGGAUUAAAUAUUAAGGGACUUUUUUAAAAGGAGAGUUACAAGGACAAGGAUGUUUGUAUUUUAUUGAUAAGAGUGAAUUAGUAGGGUUUUUUGAGAAAAAUUAGGUGCAUGGGGAAGGAAACUUAAAAAGACCAUCACAAGAAGAUGUUUAUGCAGUAUGGUAAAACGGUAUACUUUAGAAGGAAUUAAAAGGCAAAUUAUGA
Messenger RNA from Paramecium tetraurelia, 2136 nucleotides. RefSeq lists its product as uncharacterized. The record is from RefSeq and is a predicted model, not a curated record. Gene Ontology annotation, molecular function: protein kinase activity; ATP binding. NCBI's taxonomy places the organism in Eukaryota, Ciliophora, Oligohymenophorea, Peniculida, Parameciidae. Gene Ontology annotation, biological process: protein phosphorylation. The transcript is spliced from 5 exons.